GCCGGGCCGGAGCACGCAGCCAUGCUCAAGUUUUUCCGCGAGCCGCGGGACGACACUGCCCUGCCGUGGGCCGUCCACAAGUGGAAGCAAGCGCCCGAGGUGCACGUGGUCGCCGAGGUUGUCUGGCUGUACCGCGCGGUGCUGGAGGACGUGAUGCUCCGUAACACGGCCGACGGCGAGGGGCUCGCCGCGAAGGACGAGAAGGCCAAGAGGGCGCGCUCGCCCGCCAUGAUCGAGCCCAAGUGGGUGCCGUUCAAGGAAGAGUCCAGCGAUCCCCUCAAGCUCGCCCUGGUCGUCGGCAACCUGACCACCAGCGAGGCCGCCGAGGGGGGCAAGAGCGCCCUGAAGCUCGGUGACGUCACGGGUGCCCUCGGCGUGUUCGAGACGGUGGGCGAGAGCAUACUCGGGGAUAGCGACAAGCCUGAGGAG
This is a messenger RNA of Prorocentrum cordatum, 429 nucleotides long. NCBI's taxonomy places the organism in Eukaryota, Dinophyceae, Prorocentrales, Prorocentraceae. The record is from the annotation of a GenBank genome assembly.